CUAUAUAUAUAUAUAUAUAUACGUAUCUUGUGUGAGAAUAAUUAAUGGGUACACAAAAAAGACCACCCCACUACACCACCAUGCACUCUCCUUUCAUCUUCUUCCUCCUCUGGUUUUGGUUACUGCUCCUGUUAGUCGCCAUUGUUGGUGUUGUUGUGGGGGACACUCGUGGAGAGCGAUGCUCAGAAGCUGAUCGGGAUCGUAUAAGGGCUCUCCCCGGUCAACCCCCGGUGGGCUUUGACCAGUUCUCCGGGUACGUCACCGUGGACCGGGUCCACGGCAGGGCCCUCUUCUAUUGGCUCACGGAGGCCACCGUGGACUCUUCUGUGAAGCCCCUCGUUCUUUGGCUCAAUGGAGGUCCGGGCUGCUCUUCGGUGGCUUACGGAGCAUCGGAGGAGGUCGGACCGUUCAGGAUCAAACGAAAUGGCUCGUCACUGUACCUAAACAAAUACUCGUGGAAUCGAGAAGCAAACCUUCUUUUUCUUGAAUCACCCGCCGGCGUCGGAUUCUCGUACACAAACACCAGCUCUGAUCUAAAAACCUCUGGGGAUAAACGAACCGCUCAGGAUGCUUUGCAUUUUUUGGUUGGUUGGUAUUCGAGAUUUCCGCAAUAUAAACAUCGAGAUUUCUACAUUGCAGGGGAGAGCUAUGCAGGGCACUAUGUGCCUCAGUUGGCAAAGAAAAUAGUCGACUACAACAAAGCUAUAUCAAAGCCCUUCAUCAACCUCAAGGGAUUUCUCGUCGGCAACGCGGUGACGGACAACUACUACGACAGCAUCGGCACUGUUUCCUACUGGUGGACCCACGCCAUGAUCUCCGACAGCACCUACCGCUCCAUUCUCUCCUCCUGCAACUUCUCCGCCGUCAAGACGUCCCGCCCCUGCGACGGUGCUGUCAACUACGCCAUGAACCACGAGUUCGGGGACAUCGACCAGUACAGCAUCUACACUCCCUCCUGUGCUGCUGCUGCUGCCACCUCCAAUUCCUCUGCACGCCACCGCCCCCUCAUGCGGCUCAAGAACACCUUACUCCGCCGCCGCUCCUAUUCGGGCUACGACCCCUGCACUGAAACUUACGCCGAGAAGUACUACAACCGUCCCGACGUGCAGAGAGUGAUGCAUGCGAAUAUCACGAGAAUUCCUUACAGAUGGACGGCCUGCAGCGACGUACUCAUAAAGACGUGGCGUGAUUCUCAGAUCUCCAUGCUGCCGACGUACAAGGAGCUGAUCGGCGCAGGUCUGAGGAUAUGGGUGUUUAGUGGGGACACUGAUUCAGUGGUACCGGUGACGGCGACAAGGUUCUCGAUCGGCCAUCUCCAUCUGAAGGUGAAGAUCCCUUGGUAUCCAUGGUACUCGGGCCGACAAGUCGGAGGAUGGUCGGAGGUAUACGAGGGGUUGACGUUCGCGUCGGUGAGAGGAGCAGGGCACGAGGUGCCGUUGUUUCAGCCGCGACGAGCAUUCGAGCUGUUCCAGUCAUUUUUAGCAGGAGAACCAUUACCAAAAUCUUAAGACCUGCAGCAUAAAAUGUUGUUUCUGUUUGUGAAAUUUGAAGCAAUUUCAGAAAAGAAAAUGAGGAGGGAGAGAGUGAUGGUGGAUAGAUGAACUUAGGAUUAGGAAGUAGGUCGAAAAUAAAAAAUGUAUCAUGAAGGGAGAGUGAUUCAUUGGCACUAGAAAAUUCUCUGCUGGAAAUAAUGCGUUGAACAUUUGAAAGCAAAUUAUUCGUUCAUUUCUUUUGGCUC
This is a messenger RNA of Ananas comosus (pineapple), 1738 nucleotides long. RefSeq names its product serine carboxypeptidase 24. Gene Ontology annotation, biological process: proteolysis; brassinosteroid mediated signaling pathway. The record is from RefSeq and is a predicted model, not a curated record. The coding region runs from base 45 to 1508 and encodes 487 amino acids. The transcript has 9 exons. NCBI's taxonomy places the organism in Eukaryota, Viridiplantae, Streptophyta, Magnoliopsida, Poales, Bromeliaceae. Gene Ontology annotation, molecular function: serine-type carboxypeptidase activity. Gene Ontology annotation, cellular component: vacuole.